This is a messenger RNA of Orbicella faveolata, 1275 nucleotides long. RefSeq names its product actin, cytoplasmic-like. The record is from RefSeq and is a predicted model, not a curated record. NCBI's taxonomy places the organism in Eukaryota, Metazoa, Cnidaria, Anthozoa, Scleractinia, Merulinidae.
GGAAUUGAGAAAGCUCUUUCAUUUCAGCUGAUCAUCUAAUAGCUAAAGAAAUGGCCGAUGAAGACGUUGCUGCUUUGGUUAUUGACAAUGGCUCCGGUAUGUGCAAGGCCGGUUUUGCCGGAGACGAUGCUCCCCGUGCAGUGUUUCCCUCCAUCGUUGGUCGUCCAAGACAUCAGGGCGUGAUGGUUGGUAUGGGUCAGAAAGACUCGUACGUCGGCGAUGAAGCUCAGAGCAAGCGAGGUAUUCUGACUCUGAAAUAUCCCAUCGAACACGGUAUCGUCACCAACUGGGAUGACAUGGAGAAGAUUUGGCACCACACCUUCUACAACGAACUGCGCAUAGCUCCUGAGGAACACCCAGUUCUGCUGACAGAAGCUCCACUCAACCCAAAAGCUAACAGAGAAAAAAUGACUCAGAUCAUGUUCGAGACAUUCAAUACUCCGGCAAUGUACGUCGCCAUUCAGGCUGUGUUGUCUCUCUACGCCUCUGGCCGUACAACUGGUAUUGUCUUUGACAGCGGUGACGGAGUCAGUCACGCAGUUCCCAUCUACGAAGGUUACGCUCUUCCCCAUGCCAUCCUUCGUCUUGACUUGGCCGGCAGGGACUUGACAGACUACCUCAUGAAGAUUCUGACCGAGCGUGGCUACUCCUUCACCACCACAGCCGAGCGUGAGAUCGUGCGUGACAUCAAAGAAAAACUUUGCUAUGUUGCUCUCGACUUCGAGCAAGAAAUGACGACCGCUGGCUCAAGCUCUACCAUGGAAAAGAGCUACGAGCUUCCGGACGGUCAGGUCAUUACUAUUAACAACGAGCGUUUCAGGGAUCCUGAGGCCCUGUUUCAGCCCUCUUUCCUUGGAAUGGAAACUGCAGGCAUCCACGAGUCCACCUACAAUUCCAUCAUGAAGUGCGACGUGGACAUCCGUAAGGACUUGUACGCCAACAUAGUAUUGUCUGGGGGCUCCAGUAUGUUCCCAGGAAUCGCUGACAGAAUGCAGAGAGAAAUCACUGCUCUGGCUCCACCCACAAUGAAGAUCAAGAUCAUUGCUCCUCCUGAACGUAAAUACUCUGUAUGGAUCGGAGGAUCGAUCUUGGCCUCGCUGUCCACCUUCCAACAGAUGUGGAUUUCCAAGCAAGAAUACGACGAAGCAGGUCCUUCUAUCGUUCAUCGUAAAUGCUUCUAAGGCUAGAACUUCAAUUUGCUUUCAUUGAAACUUUAAUUGAAUAUUUGGUCUCUGUUAUUUCACCUUUAACGUUAUAUACAAAAACUUCCCCAAA